Molecule: messenger RNA, 1232 nt
Organism: Myotis brandtii (Brandt's bat)
Lineage: Eukaryota; Metazoa; Chordata; Mammalia; Chiroptera; Vespertilionidae
Product: sulfotransferase 1C4
Exons: 7
Coding region: 31-939 (302 amino acids)
Biological process (GO): sulfation
Cellular component (GO): cytoplasm
Molecular function (GO): sulfotransferase activity
Source: RefSeq, a predicted model, not a curated record
UCUGUUGGCGCCCAAGACAAGAUAGAGAGAAUGGCUAAUGAUAAGGUGGAGAAGAACAAGGAGUUAGAAUGGGCCUUGAUACCCCCAGGAGAAGUUUCCCAAGUAGAUGGGAUUGUUCUAGAGAAGAAUAUAUGCAACAGUUGGGAUAAAAUCUGGAAUUUUGAAGCCAAGCCUGAUGACCUGCUCAUUGCUUCCUAUCCCAAAGCAGGAACUACGUGGACACAGGAAAUUGUAGAUUUGAUACAGAACAACGGAGAUAUUGAGAAGAGCAAACGGGCUCCCAUUCAUCUUCGACAACCUUUCUUGGAGUGGGUAAGAACAACAAACUCUGGAAUUGACCAGGCUAAUGCAAUGCCUUCCCCGAGGACACUGAAAACUCAUCUUCCUGUGCAACUACUACCUCCAUCCUUCUGGGAGAAAAACUGUAAGAUAAUUUAUGUGGCAAGGAAUGUCAAAGACAACAUGGUGUCCUACUACUAUUUUCAAAAGAUGAACAAAGGACUCCCAGACCCUGGAAGCUGGGAUGAGUACUUUGAAACAUUCCUGUCAGGCAAAGUGGUAUGGGGUUCCUGGUUUGAUCACGUGAAAGGCUGGUGGAAGAAGAAAGAGAGUCACCCCAUUCUCUAUCUCUUCUAUGAAGACAUGAUGAAAGACCCAAAACGUGAAAUUAGAAAAGUUAUGGAAUUCCUGGGGAAGAACCUAAAAGAAGAGGUUUUAGACAAAAUUGUCUAUAACACUUCAUUUGAUGUAAUGAAAAGGAACCCCAUGACCAACUACAUAAAUGAUGUUAAAAUGAAUCAUCGUCUUUCUCCAUUCAUGAGAAAAGGAGUCACUGGAGAUUGGAAAAAUCACUUCACUGAAGCUCAGAACAAGCAAUUAAAUGAAAACUAUGAGAAAAAUAUGGCUGACACCUCUCUGUCAUUCUGCAUGGAGCUCUAGAAAUCAGAGCAUGGAAAUAAGACCUACUCUCUCGCCAGCCUGCGUGAAGUAGAAGAGAACUCUGUUUCCAAAUACCACUAAUGGUUUACGUGACUUUAUGUAAGGGUUUUAAACAAUGACCUGGAUAUUCUUAUUCCUAAAUUUAUGAUUUACUUUUUUGGAUUAACCCCAAUGAGACUUCAUUUAUCCAGUAUCAAUAGUCAGCAUUUUCCUUCUCUCUCUGCAGAUUUUUAGUGUUUAGAUUAAUUUCAAUAUACCAACAUGUAAUAUCCUGUAUAAUAAAGAAGUAAUAU